AUGGCGGACGGCGGCUCGGAGCGGGCUGAUGGGCGCAUCGUCAAGAUGGAGGUGGACUACAGCGCCACGGUGGAUCAGCGACUGCCCGAGUGCGAGAAGCUGGCCAAGGAAGGAAGACUUCAAGAAGUCAUUGAAACCCUUCUCUCUUUGGAAAAACAGACCCGAACUGCUUCUGAUAUGGUGUCCACAUCCCGUAUCUUGGUUGCAAUAGUGAAGAUGUGCUAUGAGGCUAAAGAAUGGGAUUUACUUAAUGAAAAUAUUAUGCUUUUGUCAAAAAGACGGAGUCAGUUAAAACAAGCUGUUGCAAAAAUGGUUCAACAGUGCUGUACUUACGUGGAAGAAAUCACAGACCUUCCCAUCAAACUUCGAUUAAUUGAUACUCUACGAAUGGUUACAGAAGGAAAGAUUUAUGUUGAAAUUGAGCGUGCUCGGCUGACAAAAACAUUGGCCACAAUAAAAGAGCAAAACGGUGAUGUCAAAGAGGCAGCCUCCAUUUUACAAGAGUUACAGGUGGAAACCUAUGGGUCAAUGGAAAAGAAAGAGCGAGUGGAGUUUAUUUUGGAGCAAAUGCGGCUCUGCCUAGCGGUGAAGGAUUACAUUCGUACACAAAUCAUCAGCAAAAAAAUUAACACCAAAUUUUUCCAGGAAGAAAAUACAGAGAAAUUAAAGUUGAAAUACUAUAACUUAAUGAUUCAACUGGAUCAACAUGAAGGAUCUUAUUUGUCUAUUUGUAAGCACUACAGAGCAAUCUAUGAUACACCCUGUAUACAGGCAGAAAGUGAAAAGUGGCAACAGGCCCUGAAAAGUGUUGUCCUUUAUGUUAUCUUGGCUCCUUUUGACAAUGAACAGUCAGACUUGGUUCACCGAAUAAGCGGUGACAAGAAGUUAGAAGAAAUCCCUAAAUACAAGGAUCUUUUAAAGCUUUUUACCACAAUGGAGUUGAUGCGCUGGUCCACACUUGUUGAAGACUAUGGAAUGGAAUUAAGAAAAGGUUCUUUGGAGAGUCCUGCAACUGACGUUUUUGGUUAUACAGAGGAAGGUGAAAAAAGGUGGAAAGACUUGAAAAACAGAGUUGUUGAACAUAAUAUUAGAAUAAUGGCCAAGUAUUACACAAGGAUAACAAUGAAGAGGAUGGCGCAGCUUCUGGAUCUGUCUGUUGAUGAGUCAGAGGCUUUUCUCUCAAAUCUAGUAGUCAACAAGACCAUCUUUGCUAAAGUAGACAGGUUGGCAGGAAUUAUCAACUUCCAGAGACCCAAGGAUCCAAAUAAUUUAUUAAAUGACUGGUCUCAGAAAUUGAACUCAUUGAUGUCUCUAGUUAACAAAACCACACACCUCAUAGCCAAAGAGGAGAUGAUACAUAAUCUACAAUAA
Molecule: messenger RNA, 1371 nt
Organism: Rangifer tarandus platyrhynchus (Svalbard reindeer)
Lineage: Eukaryota; Metazoa; Chordata; Mammalia; Artiodactyla; Cervidae
Source: the annotation of a GenBank genome assembly